AUGGAUAAGUGGUGGGAAUUUCCUAGAUGGAGUUAUGAUUAUCAAAAAGGAGCGGAUGAAUACAUUGAAAAAGCUUUUGCUACAAGGUCCCAAGGAAAUCAAAUUAGUUGCCCAUGUUGUAUGUGUUAUCAUCGAUAUUGGUAUGGUCGAAAUGACGUGAAAGAUCAUAUCAUUUGCAAUGGUUUUGUACCAAGAAGUGAUGAAUUUUCUGGGUUUGGGAAGAUGGGUGAUGAAACAGAAUUAGAGGCACAUGACGAACCAUUGAACAUGAAUGAUGGUAUACAAGAAAUGUUUAAUGUUACUUUGAGAGAAGGGCCAAAUGAUGAGGCAAUGAAGUUUCUUAGUCUAAUAGAAGAAGGCCAACAAGAAUUAUAUCCUGGUUGCAAAAAAUUCUCUAGACUUGCGUUUACAAUUCGCCUUUAUAUAUACAAGUGUGAUCAUAAGUUGAGUAAUGUUACAUUUUCUGCUUUGCUAGCAUUGUUUAAGAAAGUUCUACCCGAUGAUUCUGUAUUGCCAACAUCGUUGAAUGAGGCAAAAAAAGUGUUGAAAGUUUUAGGUUUAGAUUAUAAAAAAAUCGAUGCGUGCCCUAAUGACUGCAUGCUAUAUUGGGAGGAGCAUGCAACUGCAACAAGUUGUCAUGUUUGCAGGGCCUCAAGGUGGAAAUCGAAGGAAAAUGAUCACACUGAAUAUACCUCAGAAAAGGAACAUAAAAUUCCAGCAAAAAUUCUAAGAUACUUUCCACUUAAGAAAAGGUUGCAAAGGUUAUAUAUGUGUGCCGAAACUACUAAUUACAUGAAAUGGCAUGCAAAUGGUCGAGGAAAAGAUGGACUUAGACUUUUGCAACAUCCGGUGGACGGUGAAGCUUGGAAGAACGUUGACAAAUUGUAUCCAAAAUUUGCUCAAGAUCCUCGUAAUGUGAGGCUUGCAUUAGCCACAGAUGGGUUUAACCCAUUUAAUUCAAUGAGCAUUGUGCAUAGUACAUGGCCAGUAAUUUUGGUCAACUAUAACUUGCCUCCAUGGAUGGCCACAAAGUCAGAGUUUCUAAUUUUGUCAUUACUUAUUCCCGGCCCAUUGUCUCCUGGAAAAGAUAUUGAUAUCUACUUGCAACCACUUAUCAAAGAUCUUAAUGAUUUGUGGGAGUUUAGCCUAGAAACAUAUGAUGCGUCAACAAAUACAAGGUUUGACAUGCAAGUAGCUUUGGCGUCUACUAUUAGCGAUUUUCCUGCUUAUGCAAUGGUAUCUGGUUGGAGAACAAAAGGUAAAACAGCUUGCCCAUAUUGUCAUUAUGAAAUUGAUUCAGUGUGGUUACCAUAUAGCCACAAGUAUUGCUACAUGUGUCAUCGCAAAUUUUUGGAUACUGAUCACCCGUGGCGUUUUAAUAAAAGAAUCUUCAAUGGAAACAUUGAUGAACGAAUUGCACCCGUGCCUUUGACGGGAAUUGAGAUUGAGGAAUUUCUUUGUGAUUUUCCAAAUCAUUAUGGAAAAAAGCAACCUAAGAUGAAACAAGCAGAGGAUGAUCCUAAUCCGUGA
Messenger RNA from Amaranthus tricolor (Joseph's coat), 1530 nucleotides. RefSeq lists its product as uncharacterized. Bases 1 to 1530 code for a protein of 509 amino acids. NCBI's taxonomy places the organism in Eukaryota, Viridiplantae, Streptophyta, Magnoliopsida, Caryophyllales, Amaranthaceae. The record is from RefSeq and is a predicted model, not a curated record. The transcript has a single exon.